AUGACAGACAACGAAGCAACUCGCUCGGCUAAUGACUGCUACAAAGGUCGUGCAGCUGUUCUCAAAGACUCCUAUAGCGAGCCUUAUUUGAUUAAUAGCAGAAUCGCUGCAGAGGAUGUAGGCCCCCUCGAUGUACUGGUCCACAUCCACUACAGCGGAGUCUGUUACGGAGAUCUGCAUUCCCGCGACGGCGGACCCUAUGCGCCUUCACAGCCACUUCGGCCGCUUAUAGGAGGUCGUAAAGGAGUUGGUGUAUUUAUCGAACUAGGAAUUGCAGCAGGAGAAGUUAGCAACAUCAAAGUCGGGGAUGGUAAUGAGAACUCUUGCGCAGAUCAGGUCGUUAAUGGAUUACUAACUGAUGGGACAUUCAGAGAAUACCUUGUUGCGCCAGCACGGCACGUCCUUCGCAUUGCUGACGGCUUCGACCCUGCAUCAGCUACACCCAUACUAUGCGGCGGGGGAGCCACUGUAGCUACCCGUCGCAGAGGAGAAGUUUCCGUAGGCAAAUGGGUCGCUAUUAGUAGUGCCGCUGGCAGCCUAGGUCAUCUCGCCACCCAGUAUGCAAAAGCCAUGGGUGCUAACGUGGUCGCUAUGGACGGCCCUGAGCCUGAGAAAAGGGAGUCUUGUCUCAACCUCGGCACAGACAGAUACUUCGAUUUCGCCAACGGCAAUAUUUGCUCAGAGGUUUUGAAAGUCUCCAGAAGAUGA
This is a messenger RNA of Fusarium oxysporum Fo47, 708 nucleotides long. RefSeq names its product chaperonin 10-like protein. The coding region runs from base 1 to 708 and encodes 235 amino acids. The transcript has 3 exons. Lineage: Eukaryota; Fungi; Ascomycota; Sordariomycetes; Hypocreales; Nectriaceae. The record is from RefSeq and is a predicted model, not a curated record.